AUGGUAGCGACUUCUGGUUCACAUCCAAACUGUUUUGUGAGCAAGUCGACAGAAACAGAUAAACCCGUGUUUCUUAUACAGUCCACAGUUUUUAGGUUUCCUCCAUCUGGGUAAAGCUACUCAGUAAGCUACAAUGCCUCCAAAGAGGAAAACCAAGAAAAAGGGAAAGGGGAAGCCCUUCAUGAUGGAAGAGGGUUUGUCCACAAAGGAGCUUUCCAAGGACCAGCUGUGGGAGACCCUCCUUCACCUCCAAGAGGAGCUUCAAGGGGUGCGUAAGGAGAAGAGCUUCUUCAAGCUAGAGAGGGACAAGAUCCAGGCCGCCUUGGAAACUUCCAAGAACAACCUGGAAGAAGCGGAGAUGCAGCUGAAGAAUAAGAGAAGAGAGAGGGCAGAGGCGGAGGAGCGCCACCGACUGGAGAUCAGUGUCUAUAAGCAGAAGAAGAAGCAUGUUCUGUCUGAGCAGCAGAACACCAUCUCAGAAGAAAAGAUGGAUGCUGUCUCCUCAUACUUGCUGCUCCAGAACCAGAACACUGAGUCUGACUUGAAACUGCUCAAAGAAAUCCAGGACCUGCAGGCAGACAGCAGGGAGAAGAGGCUCCAGGAGGAAAGCUCCAUAAAGCAGCUGAAACUGAAAAACCAGACAGAGCUGAUGAAGCUCAACAAGGAGUAUGAGCGCAGGAUACAAGGGAUGGAGGUGCAGAAAAUCUGGACUAUGAGAUAUCUGGAAGACACAUACCAGAGGAAGCAGAGCAAUACACUGAAUAAGAUUGAAACCCAGAUGAAACAUCACAUAGAGUUUCUGAACAUGGAACACAAUGAGAAGAUGCAGAGAAUGGAAGAAACACUUGAGAACUUUCAGGUCUCAAAGAACAAUUUUGCUUCAGAAAACAUUCUGAAGGGGGAGCUGAAGAAGCUGGAGAAGGAGGAGGUACAGCUGAAAAAACGUAUCUCCACUGCUCAACAGGAGAACCACUGUCUAAAUGAGACAUUGCAGGAGGUCCAACAGAAGCUAUCUGAGCUGCAUGGACAGGUGGAGGAACACAAGCACUCCAAAGAGUACAUGGAGAAGUACCGAGCUCAGCAGAAGGUGGUUAAAAAGGAGCUCACAGAUCUGACGGUGGAGCACGAGCUGCUCUUGCAGGCCUUCCAGAAGGUCCAAGAGGAGCGCGACGAGUUGCUGAAGAGACAGACGGAGAGCAUCCUGGACAUCCAGCAGAGGAGCGGCCUGAAGAAGAUUCUGCUGCAGAAGAAGUUGGCUGCAGUGACAGAAACUCUGGAGAAGAAGGAGGCGCAGCUCAGCGCAGCACUGUCGGUCUGCAGCAUCGAGCCAACGGCACGCAGCAACGCCAUCAGCAAGCUGGACGAAAUCCUGGAGUCCAAACGGAUCUCCAUGGAUGCUCUGCUGCAGGACCUGGAUCUAGAGUCUCAGGAGUACGAGCAGCUGUUGCACAGCUGGAAGGCUUCUUGAGGCUCACUGCUCGACUUUCCUUUCAGACCCGCUGAGAAGAUCCUGAAGGACGUGGGAUUGGACCAGUGAUGGCACAGCAACCUAACAUAAAGCAACAUAUUUCAGUUUU
Messenger RNA from Girardinichthys multiradiatus, 1577 nucleotides. RefSeq names its product dynein regulatory complex subunit 4-like. Gene Ontology annotation, cellular component: microtubule; motile cilium; Golgi apparatus. Bases 134 to 1468 code for a protein of 444 amino acids. Gene Ontology annotation, biological process: flagellated sperm motility. The transcript is spliced from 11 exons. The record is from RefSeq and is a predicted model, not a curated record. Gene Ontology annotation, molecular function: small GTPase binding; microtubule binding. NCBI's taxonomy places the organism in Eukaryota, Metazoa, Chordata, Actinopteri, Cyprinodontiformes, Goodeidae.